CUCCGUCUCCGAUCAUAAGCCGCCACACUCGCGUUGGGAAUCUCCGGCUUCGAGAUAUCGGAAAUGGAAGACGCCGCCGCUCCUAACUCAGGCUCCGAUUUGAACCUCGGAGGAAAGCGCGGCAAAUCAAUCGAAGAGUGCCAAGACAUGAUUCAGCGAAGUUUCCGAAAUCCGAUUGUGAAGUUUCUGAUGGAACAAAUGGAGAAAUCUGGGUGCAGAGUUGGUGAUAACUUCGUCAAGGCGGUUGUGUGUACUGGUCCUGUAGCUGGUGGCUUCACUAAAGGAAGAGGGAUUACUGUGUGCAGUAACUAUUUGACCAUUCAAGAUGAAGUGAACCAAGUGGUUAUACAUGAGUUAAUCCAUGCUUACGACGAGUGCCGCGCCAAGAAUCUGGAUUGGACUAACUGUGCUCAUCAUGCUUGCAGCGAGAUACGUGCAGGUCAUUUAAGCGGCGAUUGCCAUUUCAAGAGAGAACUAUUGAGGGGUUUCAUUAAGUUAAGAGGCCAUGAACAAGAAUGUAUAAAAAGAAGAGUGCUGAAAUCGCUUCGCGGCAACCCAUAUUGCUCGGAAGUAGCAGCGAAAGACGCCAUGGAAGCAGUGUGGGAUACUUGUUACAAUGACACUAAGCCUUUUGACAGAGCUCCCUGAAGAAAAAGCUGAGCACGACCGUGUUUUCAAGAAGUUUGAUGCUAAUGGAGAUGGAACUAUCUCUUCCACCGAGCUUGGAGAUGCUCUCAAGAACCUUGGCUCUGUCACGCUUGAUGACAUUAAACGUAUGAUGGCUGAGAUCGAUACCGAUGGUGAUGGAUUCAUAUCGUACCAAGAGUUUUCUGAUUUCGCAAAGGCUAACCGUGGUCUCAUGAAAGAUGUAGCCAAGAUUUUCUAAGCC
This is a messenger RNA of Brassica oleracea var. oleracea, 889 nucleotides long. Its product is annotated as mitochondrial inner membrane protease ATP23-like. NCBI's taxonomy places the organism in Eukaryota, Viridiplantae, Streptophyta, Magnoliopsida, Brassicales, Brassicaceae. The transcript is spliced from 6 exons. Gene Ontology annotation, molecular function: metalloendopeptidase activity. The record is from RefSeq and is a predicted model, not a curated record. Gene Ontology annotation, biological process: mitochondrial proton-transporting ATP synthase complex assembly; mitochondrial protein processing. The coding region runs from base 64 to 648 and encodes 194 amino acids. Gene Ontology annotation, cellular component: extrinsic component of mitochondrial inner membrane.